Melanotaenia boesemani (Boeseman's rainbowfish) is the source of this 1600-nucleotide messenger RNA. RefSeq names its product iodothyronine deiodinase 1 (gene dio1). The record is from RefSeq and is a predicted model, not a curated record. The transcript has 4 exons. Lineage: Eukaryota; Metazoa; Chordata; Actinopteri; Atheriniformes; Melanotaeniidae. Gene Ontology annotation, molecular function: thyroxine 5'-deiodinase activity.
GGAGGUAAUCGCACCAGCCAGCCGUCAAGUCUGGUUUCACAAAAGGCGUCGAGAAGACUGAAGCUCAUCGCCAUCAAGAAACAAGCAUGUUUCUGAAAAAAAUGUUCGUUUAUUUGUCGACAGUAUGCAUGGUUUGCUACGUUACUGGAGUCGGCAUCUCGCUCAAUGUUCUAAAUCUUUUCUUCCCAAGUCUCGCCAAGAAGCUGAUCCUUAAAAUGGGUGAAAAGACAACCAUGACCCAGAAUCCUAGAUUUAAAUAUGAAGACUGGGGUCUUACUUUCAUGGCUACGACAUUUGUUAAAACCGCCUCUUUGCACAUGUGGCUGUCACUCGGACAGGAAGCUUUUGUGGGAGGAGAAGCUCCAGAUUCAGCUGUGAUCACCAUGGAUAAAGAGAAGACACGAAUCUGCAAUUACUUGAAAGGCAACAGACCGCUGGUGUUGAGCUUUGGAAGUUGUACCUGACCCCCGUUUAUGUUCAAACUUGACGAGUUCAAGCAACUCGUUAGGGACUUCAGGGAUGUCGCCGACUUCCUUGUGGUCUACAUCGCUGAGGCUCAUUCAACAGAUGGUUGGGCCUUUACCAACAACUUUGACAUCAAUCAACACCAAAGCCUUGAGGAGAGGCUGUCUGCAGCACGGAUCCUAGUUCAGAAUGAGCCUCUGUGUCCUGUGGUUGUGGAUGAAAUGAGUAAUGUCACAGCCAUGAAGUAUGGCGCUCAGCCUGAGAGGCUUUAUGUGCUGCAGGCUGGGAAAGUCCUCUACAAGGGGUCUAUUGGGCCUUGGGGCUAUGAUCCACAGGAGGUGCGUUCUUUCCUGCAAAAGAUGAAAUAAGAAGCUUUGUGAAUCAAGCCAUCGCUAAUGCACUCUGAUUUUAAGGGGUGAGCCAUCAGAGGAUGGAGGCUUCUAUCGUGCAACAACUCUGAUUUACUACUUUAUCUUUUUCUUUUAAUAGAAUGAAAUCAGAUUAGCAACUCUGUAGUCCAAAUUAAACUGCUGACAGAGUAUAAAUAUUAUAGUCCUUCAAAAGAUGCAGUAAUGUUACCUGCAGGCCCACCUUGCAUUGUAUGUAUUUCUUAGUGACGGAUACAGAUUAAACCACUGGCCUCUGUAGCCAGAUAAAGAGGAACACAGAGAAGCUGUCUACUCAAGGUUUGUGUUUGAGGUUUGAUAAGAGAUGCUUUCUUUCUUGUAUUCUUCCCCAAAGCUGUUUUUAUUCUUUUGUUUAAAACUCCCUUAAGCUUUAAGUAUAUAAAAAUUCUUGUUUUCCAUAUGCAGAGUCAGUUUUAUUCAUAUGGUCAGUGCCGAUGUGCCACCAUGAUCUAUAUAAUCACACAGAUUUGUCUUUAGCUCUAAAUUAUCCAAAGUACUUCCAUGGCAGACUGUUUUUUCCAUGAAAGUUACAGUGCAAACCUCUGGUAACUGUAAUUUGAUGAAAGAUUACUUAAAAGCAGGUCUUCUCUUAAGUACAUUGGAGAAUUUCUAGUUUAAUGUUGUGAUAUGGUGUAAAAAUCUUGUGACUUUAUGAAUCUUGUUGCACAUUUGCAUUACAGCCAUGUGACUUCAAACUAUUAGAUUUUUUUGGGCUUUUUAUGGCAGCA